GGACAGCCGGACAGGCAGGCAGGCCGGACGGGGUACCAGCACCUCAACUUCUCUCUCUGGGACACUGUCCAAGCUUCAGGGGCCAUAGGCCAAGCGGAGCAAUGGGUGCUGAGGAGGAAGUCCUGGUCACAUUAUCAGGGGGAGCCCCCUGGGGCUUCCGACUUCAGGGGGGGGCCGAACAGAGGAAACCCUUACAGGUGUCCAAGAUCCGAAGAAGGAGCCAGGCUGGCAGAGCAGGACUCCGAGAGAGGGACCAGCUCUUGGCGAUCAAUGGGGUUUCUUGUACCAGCCUCUCUCAUGCCAGUGCCAUGAGCCUCAUCGAUGCCUCAGGGAAUCAGCUUGUCCUCACUGUGAGGCGGGCAGCAGAUGAAGGGCCCAUCAGAUCUCCAUCCCCUGGGGAACUUCAGGCACUGUCACCCUUAUCUCCACUGAGUCCUGAGCCUCCUGGUGCUCCAGUAUCCCAGCCCCUUCAGCCUGGGAGCCUUCGAUCACCCCCUGACAGCGAAGCUUACUAUGGAGAGACAGACAGUGAUGUGGAUGGCUCUGCCACUCAGGAGAAGCCCCGUCGCCCCCGCCGCCGAGGCCCCACAAGGCCCACACCUCCAGGAGCCCCACCAGAUGAGGUCUACCUGUCUGACAGCCCUGCAGAGCCAGUACCUGCCAUCCCUGGGCCUCCCAGCCAGGCUGACAGCCGUGUGAGCUCCCCAUCUUGGGAGGAAGGGGCGGCCCUUCAUCCACCCCCAGCCGAAGCACUGCUGUUACCCCAUGGUCCACUCCGGCCCGGCCCUCAUCUUAUCCCUAUGGUGGGACCUGUUCCCCACCCAGUGGCAGAAGAUCUUACUACUACCUACACCCAGAAGGCCAAGCAAGCCAAACUGCAACGGGCAGAGAGCCUCCAAGAGAAGAGUGUGAAGGAAGCAAAGACCAAAUGCAGGACCAUUGCAUCCCUUCUAACUGCAGCCCCAAACCCCCACUCCAAGGGGGUGCUUAUGUUUAAGAAACGGCGGCAGAGAGCUAAGAAGUACACCCUAGUGAGCUUCGGGGCUGCAACUGGAACAGGCACCGAGGAGGAGGACGGAGUUCCCCCAACAAGUGAGUCUGAGCUGGACGAAGAGGCCUUCUCCGACGCGCGCAGCCUCACCAAUCAGUCUGAUUGGGACAGCCCCUAUCUGGACAUGGAGCUGGCCAGGGUGGGCUCGGGCACAAAAGAGAGCCAGGGCGGACAGCUCAGCGAGGUCUCCGGGAGAGGGGUCCAGCUCUUUGAACAACAGCGCCAGCGCGCAGCCUCCAGCACUCACGAGUCGGCUCCGGUGGACCAGGUAGAGGUGCUUAAUGGUCAAGGUCUGCAAUCGCCACCCCGGGCCCAAAGUGCUCCCCCGGAGGCAGCUGUGCUCCCACCCAGUCCUUUGCCAGCCCCUCUAACCAGCCCCAGGCCCUUCCUCUCAGGUAGUGGUGCCCCUUCCCCAGCUCCGAGCGUCUUUAACAGGUCAGCUAGGCCCUUCACCCCGGGCGUACAAGGGCAGCGGCCAGGCACCACCUCAGUGAUUUUCAGACCACUAGCCCCCAAGAGGGCGAACGAGAACCUGGGGGGCCUCAGCCCGGUCCCAGCCCACUUCGCGUCCUCUCCUCAGGAGCCCACGCCUCUUCUGAGUUUCACCACUGGGGCUUCCAGCCAUGUGCUCUCUGCUGGCUCCCCCAGCACCCCACGGUCCUCAGGCCCUGCUACGGCCACCAGCUCCCUGUUUAUCCCAGCCCCGAGUCGGCCCGUUACACCGGGCGGAGCCCCUGAGCCCUCCGCUCCUCCAAGUGCAGCUGCCAUGACCUCCACAGCCUCUAUCUUUCUCUCGUCGCCCCUGCGACCCGCUGCGCGCCCGGAGGCGCCCACACUAGGUCCGGCGGCCCCCAGUCCCCCUAGCGCUCGCGAGCAGCGAAUCUCCGUGCCGGCUGCACGCACUGGCAUCCUGCAGGAGGCCCGGCGCCGCGGGACCAGGAAGCAGAUGUUCCGCCAGGGGAAGGAGGAGCCCAAGAACUCGCCCAACCCCGAGUUGCUGUCGCUGGUGCAGAACCUAGAUGAAAAACCCAGAGCCGGCGUUACCGAAUCUGGUCCAGAGGAGGACGCUUUAAGCCUCGGAGCUGAAGCCUGCAAUUUCAUGCAGCCACCAGGGGGCAGGAGUUACAAGACGCUGCCUCACGCGACACCUAAAACCCCGCCUCCCGUGGCUCCUAAGACCCCGCCCCCUAUGGCUCCUAAGACUCCACCUCCAGUGGCUCCUAAACCAGCAUCCCGAGGGCUCCUUGAUGGGCUAGUGAAUGGGGCGACCACUUCUCCUGGAAUCUCUGAGCCGCCAAGGCUGCAGGGCAGGGGUGGGGAGCUGUUUGCCAAGCGGCAGAGCCGUGCGGACAGGUAUGUGGUGGAAACUACACCAGGUCCUGGCCCUCGGCCCAGAAGUCCUUCUCCUACCCCCUCAUUGCCCCCUUCCUGGAAAUAUUCACCAAACAUCCGAGCCCCACCUCCAAUUGCUUAUAACCCACUACUCUCACCCUUUUUCCCCCAGGCUGCCCGAACUCUCCCUAACAAGGCCCAAUCCCAGGGACCUCGGGCAGCCCCCAAGCAGGGCAUCAAGGCUCUGGAUUUCAUGCGACAUCAACCUUACCAACUCAAAACUGCCAUGUUCUGUUUUGAUGAGGUUCCUCCAACUCCUGGCCCCACCUCCUCAGGGCCCCCCAAAACUGCCAAAGUCCAAGAGAUCCGCCGAUUUUCCACUCCAGUGCCGCAGCCCACGGCAGAGCCCCUAGCUCCCACUGUGCUUGUCCCCCGAGCAGCCACUUCACUGGAUGAACCCAUCUGGAGGGCAGAACUGGCCUCGGCCCCUGUCUCCAGCCCAGCCCUUCCUCAAGAGUCUCCCAGAGGCUUUGGGGCCACCCCCACCUCCUGUGGUUUCCAAGUAGCCAGACCCCGAUUCUCAGCCACCAGAACAGGGUUGCAGGCUCAUGUGUGGAAGCCUGGGGCAGGGCACCGAUGAGCAAGGAAUAGGUCCCAGGACCAAGGAGAAGUGGAACAUCUGGUCUCCAAAGCUGCUUCUCCAGCCCUUACCCUACCCUGUCUCUCCCAGGCAUCUGGAAGCUAACGUUCCUCCUGCCAGAGAUAGUUUUGAAGUUAUGUCUCAUCUCCUUGUCACUCCCCACCUCCCUGCUGCUUUCCAACCUAUUAUGCCUACUUUGGUAUUUCCUUCUGACUACAUUUCCUGGCCUCUUUACCUGUAUGCCUCUGCAAGUCUCUUUACAAUUAUGCUUUUCUCUGUGAGCCUCAUUUUAAUGUUCAGUGAGAAGCACACAGAGUAAAAGUAACCACUGGGAUCUUAGGCUAGAAGCUCACUACCAGGAAGGCUAAAAAGAGAUGGAACUGAUCCCUGUUUACACUAACCUUCUCCCUACCGUUCACUCUGCUUUCCCAGGAUCACCUGGCUUAUACCUGCAGUGUGUGUGCCUAGGAUGUGUAUGUGUGUGUGCAAGUAUCAGCAAAUGUGUGUGAUCAGGAUCUGAUCUGGAAAGUAAUCAUAUGUGCUCCUCUGUCUGAGGCAAGAUGUAUAAAUAAAGACCACAUCUGAGUCUUAAUUUUACAAUGGUAGAAGGGUUAGACAUCCCCACAGGGAAUGUAGGAGGAGAAAGAGCUUCCCUGGAGAACACCUCCUCAGAGAGCAGUGUCUAGCUGGUGCACAGCAUCCUGGGAAAUUUAUGGCACAAGACGAGACUUAAGGACUGGGAUAGUUUACAUGAGUUACACCAACUAUACCAGCAAAAGAACUAAGAAUUAUUUAAAUCUGGGUCGGGGAUUUAGCUCAGUCAUUCCACCUCCUGCCUCAAAAGUGCAAGGACCUGAGUUCAAUCC
Molecule: messenger RNA, 3889 nt
Organism: Fukomys damarensis (Damara mole-rat)
Lineage: Eukaryota; Metazoa; Chordata; Mammalia; Rodentia; Bathyergidae
Gene: Synpo2l
Product: synaptopodin 2 like
Exons: 4
Coding region: 102-3023 (973 amino acids)
Biological process (GO): positive regulation of actin filament bundle assembly
Cellular component (GO): nucleus; Z disc; actin cytoskeleton
Molecular function (GO): actin binding
Source: RefSeq, a predicted model, not a curated record